AUUAUCAGCGAUGGUAGUGUAAAUACUGUUUUAAACAAAGAAAAAUAUGAUAUUCAAUUUGUUUAUCCUUUUGGCUGUAUCUUAAGUGUAAGUAAACCCAGUUUGGCUGCAGUUACAAGUGGUUUAGCAUCGUUUCCAAUUGAUAGACCUAUAAGCGCGCUCUACUAUAAUGAAAAAUCUGAAGGAAGGCUGGUAGCCAUAGGUUCUUGCCAUAUAUUUUCCGAUAAGUAUAUUGAUCAUGACAGCAAUGAUAAAUUAAGAGAAAUUAUUAUGGAUUUUCUGAUGGGACAAGACAGUUUGGUGUUUCCAGCUGCAGAUUACGACGAUAUUGACUUAACGGAUCAUCAUAUAGUAUCAGAAACAGCUAUGCUUGCUGAGAAGCCCAAGCUAUGUCUGAGUGAUGAAGUGGGUCAGAAUAUCGUAGAUUACUCAAAAUUGUUUGACCACAAAAUGUAUUCUAUGAAUACUAUGCUGGUUCCGGAAACUAUUAAGUUAUAUGAAGAACUGGGAACCAAGCACGAACCUUUACGAAUUAUAACUCCAAAAUUUGAAGCUCCUUAUCCUCCUCUGCAACCAGCAGUAUUUCCACCUUCAUUUAAAGACUUGCCACCGCCACCUUUGGAGCUUUUCGAUUUGGAUGAUGCUUUUAGCUCCGGUUUUACAAACUUGGCCCAAUUUACUAAUUCAUUUAUGAUGAAUGAAUCUAAUAGUGAUGAGAAUCUUGAAACCUUUAUUAUAGAAUGUUCGAGGAUUUUAAAUUUCGAGGAAACCAUUGACGUUAAGGAGAUCCUGUAUAAAAUAGGUUUGGAAAUUUCAGAUUUUAGAAGUAUUGAAACUAUAAUAGUUAUUUAACCAACAAGUGUAUUAAUAAGGGCGAUUAACAAUUGAGAUAUUUUAACGCGUGAGCGGGGCGAGCGCGUUAAUGUUCGAGAUUAUUAAUCCCCAUUUUAAUUCAUGAGUUCGUUACAAAACUUUUCCGUCGACCGUACUUUUCAGAAAUAAAGAUACAGUAGAACCCCGCAA
Messenger RNA from Diabrotica virgifera virgifera (western corn rootworm), 1023 nucleotides. Its product is annotated as intraflagellar transport protein 52 homolog. The transcript has a single exon. The record is from RefSeq and is a predicted model, not a curated record. The annotation marks the transcript as partial. Gene Ontology annotation, cellular component: centriole; cilium; intraciliary transport particle B. Lineage: Eukaryota; Metazoa; Arthropoda; Insecta; Coleoptera; Chrysomelidae. Gene Ontology annotation, biological process: cilium assembly; intraciliary transport.